Gorilla gorilla gorilla (western lowland gorilla) is the source of this 5600-nucleotide messenger RNA. RefSeq names its product inner centromere protein (gene INCENP). The record is from RefSeq and is a predicted model, not a curated record. Gene Ontology annotation, cellular component: kinetochore; chromosome passenger complex; nucleus. NCBI's taxonomy places the organism in Eukaryota, Metazoa, Chordata, Mammalia, Primates, Hominidae. The transcript has 19 exons. The coding region runs from base 487 to 3231 and encodes 914 amino acids. Gene Ontology annotation, biological process: metaphase chromosome alignment; mitotic cytokinesis; meiotic spindle midzone assembly.
UUUCGCCCGCGCUGCGCCGCCUGGUUGCUCCUCCCGUGCGGUGAGUCCCGAAGGCCCGGAGCCGAGUGGGUCUGGGCAAGCGGGGCCUCACCUAGGGAUACCACCGGAAUUGGAUCGGAGCAGCCUUCAGGGGACGUGGCGCAGUCGAAGUCUCGCUGUGACGCCCAGGCUGGAGUGCAAUGGCGUGAUCUUGGCUCACUGCAACCUCCGCUUCCUUAGUUCAAGUGAUUCUCCAGGCUCAGCCUCCCAAGUAGCUGGGAUUACAGGUGCACACCACCACGACCGGCUAAUUGUUUUUGUAUUUCUAGUAGAGUUGGGGUUUCACCACAUUGGCCAGGCUGGUUUUGAACUCCUGACCUCAUGUGAUCUACCUGCCUUGGCCUCCCAAAGUGCUGGGAUUGCAGGUGUGAACCACUGCGCCCGGCUGGUUAUCAAGUUUUAAGGAGGAUACCUGAGCUGCUAGUUUUACAAGAAAACAGAGCCACCAUGGGGACGACGGCCCCAGGGCCCAUUCACCUGCUGGAGCUAUGUGACCAGAAGCUCAUGGAGUUUCUCUGCAACAUGGAUAAUAAGGACUUGGUGUGGCUUGAGGAGAUCCAAGAGGAGGCCGAGCGCAUGUUCACCAGAGAAUUCAGCAAAGAGCCAGAGCUGAUGCCCAAAACACCUUCUCAGAAGAACCGACGGAAGAAGAGACGGAUUUCUUAUGUUCAGGAUGAAAACAGAGAUCCCAUCAGGAGAAGGUUAUCCCGCAGAAAGUCUCGGAGCAGCCAGCUGAGCUCCCGACGCCUCCUCAGCAAGGACAGUGUAGAGAAGCUGGCUACAAUGGUGGGGGAGAACGGCUCCGUCCUGCGGCGUGUGACCCGUGCUGCGGCUGCGGCUGCCGCGGCUACCAUGGCAUUGGCUGCACCUUCUUCACCCACCCCUGAGUCUCCCACGAUGCUGACUAAGAAGCCCGAGGAUAACCACACCCAGUGCCAGCUGGUGCCUGUGGUGGAGAUCGGCAUCAGUGAGCGCCAGAAUGCUGAGCAGCAUGUCACCCAGCUCAUGUCCACCGAGCCUCUGCCCCGCACUCUGUCCCCGACUCCGGCUUCAGCCACAGCUCCAACCUCCCAGGGCAUCCCGACAUCGGAUGAGGAAUCAACACCUAAGAAGUCAAAGGCCAGGAUACUGGAGUCCAUCACAGUGAGCUCCCUGAUGGCUACACCCCAGGACCCCAAGGGUCAAGGGGUCGGGACAGGGCGGUCUGCGUCUAAGCUCAGGAUUGCGCAGGUCUCCCCUGGCCCACGGGACUCGCCAGCCUCUCCAGACUCUCCAUGGCGGGAGCAGGUGCUGGCUCCCAUCCUGCCGGAUAACAUCUCCACGCCCAUGGGCUCUCACACGGACUCUCAAUCGGUGCGGCACAGCCCGAUCGCCCCGUCUUCCCUGAGUCCCCAAGUCUUAGCCCAGAAGUACUCUCUGGUGGCCAAACAGGAAAGUGUUGUCCGCAGGGCGAGCAGAAGGCUUGCCAAGAAGACUGCCGAAGAGCCAGCUGCCUCUGGCCGCAUCAUCUGUCACAGUUACCUGGAGAGGCUCCUGAAUGUUGAGGUGCCCCAGAAAGUUGGUUCUGAGCAGAAGGAACCCCCCGAGGAGGCUGAGCCUGUGGCGGCAGCUGAGCCAGAGGUCCCUGAGAACAACGGAAAUAACUCGUGGCCCCACAAUGACACGGAGAUUGCCAACAGCACACCCAACCUGAAGCCUGCAGCCAGCAGCCCGGAAACACCCUCUGCAGGGCAGCAAGAGGCCAAGAUGGACCAAGCAGAUGGACCUAGAGAGCCACCGCAGAGUGCCAGGAGGAAGCGCAGCUACAAGCAGGCCGUGAGUGAGCUGGACGAGGAGCAGCACCUGGAGGAUGAGGAGCUGCAGCCCCCCAGGAGCAAGACCCCUUCCUCGCCCUGCCCAGCCAGCAAGGUGGUGCGGCCCCUCCGGACCUUUCUGCACACAGUGCAAAGGAACCAGAUGCUCAUGACCCCGACCUCAGCCCCACGCAGCGUCAUGAAGUCCUUUAUUAAGCGCAACACUCCCCUGCGCAUGGACCCCAAGGAGAAGGAGCGGCAGCGCCUGGAGAAUCUGCGGCGGAAGGAGGAGGCCGAGCAGCUGCGCAGGCAGAAGGUGGAAGAGGACAAGCGGCGGCGGCUGGAGGAGGUGAAGCUGAAGCGUGAGGAACGCCUCCGCAAGGUGCUGCAGGCCCGCGAGCGGGUGGAGCAGAUGAAGGAGGAGAAGAAGAAGCAGAUUGAGCAGAAGUUUGCUCAGAUUGACGAGAAGACUGAGAAGGCCAAGGAGGAGCGGCUGGCAGAGGAGAAGGCCAAGAAAAAGGCGGCGGCCAAGAAGAUGGAGGAGGUGGAAGCGCGCAGGAAGCAGGAGGAGGAGACGCGUAGGCUCAGGUGGCUGCAGCAGGAGGAGGAAGAGCGGCGGCACCAAGAGCUACUGCAGAAGAAGAAGGAAGAGGAGCAGGAGCGGCUGCGGAAGGCGGCCGAGGCUAAGCGGCUGGCAGAGCAGCGGGAGCAGGAGCGGCGGGAGCAGGAGCGGCGCGAGCAGGAGCGGCGAGAGCAGGAGCGGCGCGAGCAGGAGCGGCGCGAGCAGGAGCGACAGCUGGCAGAGCAGGAGCGUCGGCGGGAGCAGGAGCGGCUCCAGGCCGAGAGGGAGCUGCAGGAGCGGGAGAAGGCCCUGCGGCUGCAGAAGGAGCGGCUGCAGAGGGAACUGGAGGAGAAGAAGAAGAAGGAAGAGCAGCAGCAUCUGGCUGAGCGGCAGCUGCAGGAGGAGCAAGAGAAGAAAGCCAAGGAGGCAGCAGGAGCCAGCAAGGCCCUGAAUGUGACUGUGGACGUACAGUCUCCAGCUUGUACCUCAUAUCAGAUGACUCCGCAAGGGCACAGGGCCCCUCCCAAGAUCAACCCAGAUAACUAUGGGAUGGAUCUGAAUAGCGACGACUCCACCGAUGAUGAGGCCCAUCCCCGGAAGCCCAUCCCCACCUGGGCCCGAGGCACCCAGCUCAGCCAGGCUAUCAUUCACCAGUACUACCACCCACCGAACCUUCUGGAGCUCUUUGGAACCAUUCUCCCACUGGACUUGGAGGAUAUCUUCAAGAAGAGCAAGCCCCGCUAUCACAAGCGCACCAGCUCUGCUGUCUGGAACUCACCACCCCUGCAGGGCGCCAGGGUCCCCAGCAGCCUGGCCUACAGCCUGAAGAAGCACUGAGGCUGGCCUGCGGCCUUCUUGGCAGCCUCGCCUCCUGUCCGUGUCUAUCUGUCUGUCUGUCGGUCUCUGUCUUGGUCUGUUGCCCUCCUUCUUGGCAUGCCAUUGUGGAGGGCUUGGCCAGGUGUAUAUAAACGUCCUCUGUGCUGGGUGUUUCUGCUGCAGGUAGCAGGUGGCCCCAGGCCUGUUUGGAGGAUGGGCGGGUGGGGAAGAAAUGGGCUCAGCCCCACAUGGCCUGCAGACAGUGCUCUGUAAAUAGUUGUUUUAAUUUAGCUGAAUGUUAGCAUUUUAGUCUUUGGCAUUUUGGCGUUUGGGAGGUAGAUUAAUAAAGUAUAUUCCUUCAAGCCUGCUGUUGAUACCAUGAAGACUGGGCGCCUCAGUCCCGGCCCUGUAGCUGUGUGUCUUGGGCCACCAGUGGCCUGUAGGACGAAGGUACUCUUCCAUCACCUGCGGUGUGCCUCAGGAUCACCAGGUGCAGGCCCCCACCCUCGGAGAUGCUGCUGCAGUGAGUGGUUCCACUGCCUGGAUGACCCUUGAGGAACACUUCAGUUACUGUCACGAUGGGGCAGGUGGAGCUCCUUCCUAUUUUUUGGGGUGCUCCCUGUUUGUAAAGGGGAGUUUGUUCACUGGGAAAGACCUGGGUCUUGACACGGCCCUGCCACUUAGUCCCCUACCCUCUCCAUUCCCCAGGCUCCACCCGUGCUGCUCAGGUGCAAAUGGACUUGAGAACACCUAUGUGCUGGUGAAGCAUGAGGUCUGAGUAGAAAAGGGGUAUCCCUUGAGACCACCUUGGGACCAGUGCUUACAAGCAGCGAGAUAUUUCCCCAGCAAAACCAGGCAGCUGCUAAUUAAAUGCUUAGAACCAAUGAAAGCUGGCUGUGGUCCUGCCUAUGAGCUGCCUCCUGCUGCCUUCUGAAUGCAUGUAUCUGCUACUCUAGCCCCGGGUUGCCAAACUAUGGCCUGUGGGCCAAAUCCAGCCACAGUCAGUUCUUUAAAGUUUUAUCGCAACACAAGCAAUGGAAAUGCCCAUUUCCAUUGUUGUCUCCAGUUGCUCUGCUCCGAGGGCAGUGAUAAGUUGUGCAGCAGAGGCCCCUCCAUGCAAAGCUGAAUAUGUUUACUAUUUGAACUUUUUCAGAAGUUCUGCUUAAGGACAAAAUAAAGCCUAAAUCCAAGAACACUUAAAAAUGAGGAAAUAGUGAACACAAUAGAUGGAAGUCUGGAAGUUUCUACCCAUGCCAAGAAAAGCAUUUUAUGUUUUGUUCAAAUAUGUUGUGCGAUUCAAAUUCUUUUCCCUAUAUUCUCUGACUAGACACUUGUACUGAGUCAAUUGGCGAGUGUGUCUGUCUAAAACCACAAUAUCAAAAUAUCACUUAAAGCAUCUUUACAUAGUGUGUUUAAGAAAAAGUUGUUAUUCAGCAGAAAGGUAAUUCCAAUUGGUCUACAUAUUUAUCAGCACUUGGUAUUGUCUGUUUCUUAUUUUAGCCAUUCUGAUAGGUGUGUACUGAUAUCUAAUCAUGGCUUUAAUUUGAAUUUCCCUAAUGGCUGAUGGUGAACAUCUUUUCAUGUGCAUUUCUGUCAUCUGUAUGUCUUUGGUGAAGAGUCUUCAAAUCUUUUGUUCAUCUUAAAAUUGGAUUGUUAUAUUACCGUUGGGUUUAAGAAUCUACAUAUUAUGGAUACAAAUAUGUUGUCAGAUAUGUGCUUUGCAGCAUUUUCUCCCAGUCUGUAGCUUGUCUUUAAAAAAAUUUUCUUUUUUUAGAGAUGGGAUCUUGCUACAUUGGCCAGGCUGGUCUCGAACUCCUGGCCUGAAGUGAUCCUUCUGCCUUGGCCUCCCAAAAUGCUGAGAUUGUAGGCAUGAGCUGCCAUGCCUAGCCCAGCUUGUCUUUUUGUUUACUUACCAGUGUUUUUCACAGAACAAAAAUUUUAAUUUGAUGAAGUCCAAUUAAUUAAAUUUUCAAAAUAGAGUGUGAUUUUUUUGUCAUGUCUAAGAAACUAUUGUCUAGUCCUAGGUCCUAAUUCUCCUUUGUUUUCUUCUAAAUGUUUUAUUAUUUUACAUGUUAACGUUUAGAUUUAUGAUCUAUUUUGAGUUAAGUUUUUUUUAAGUAUGAGGUUUAUGUUUUUUGUUUGUGUUUAGGAGCAUAUGGAUGGAUGUCUAGUUGUUCCAGCACCAUUUGUUGGAAAGACUAUCCUUUCUCUGCUUAAUUUCUUUUAUAUCUUUGUCAGGAGUUAGCCAUAUUGGUAUGGGUCUAUUUCUAGACUUUUUAUUUUCUCCCAUUGAUCUGUACAUCUCUCCUUUUGCCAAUACCACAUAAGUCAAGAUGACUAUAGCUUUGUAAUAAGUAUUAAAAUCUGGUAAUAUAAUUCUUCCAAUUUUA